UCCCCUCCCACGUGCUCAGGCUGGCUAAAGUUCUGCGGCUUCAGUUCCUUGGGACUGUCCUGAUAGAAGGUAGCGACGACAAUUAGGGGGCACCUGGUAUCCAGGCCCGCAUCCUACUUCCCAGCAGGGUGUCACGCUCCCCCGAAGACUGGAACCGUGUUUUAUGUGUCUAUUCCCCACCAAUGUGUUGUGGUUUCUUCUUGCUGCGCAUCCAGAAUAAUGCUGACAGGAGCAGUUUUCGUGCAAGGCUCCUGCUGUCCGUGUCAUCUGUUCUAGGGAGUGCACCUAGACAUGGUUUUGCUGAGUGAGAUGACAGCCAUGGAGUAUUCGGAUGGCAUCGAUCUCCCUCUGAGUCAGGAGACAUUUCAACGCUUAUGGAAACUACUUCCUCCAGAAGCUGUUCUGUCGGAGGCGUCAUCUAAUUCCAUGGACAAUAUGUUCCUGUCCCCGGAUGUUGUGAAUUUGUUAGAAGGCCCAGAGGAAGCCCUCCAAGUGUCAGCAGCUCCUGCAGCACAGGACCCUGUCACUGAGACCCCUGCACCAGCGGCCCCUGCACCAGCCACUCCAUGGCCCCUGUCAUCUUUCGUCCCUUCUCAAAAAACUUACCAGGGCAGCUAUGGCUUCCACCUGGGCUUCCUGCAGUCAGGGACAGCCAAGUCUGUUAUGUGCACGUACUCCCCUUCCCUCAAUAAGCUAUUCUGCCAGCUGGCGAAGACGUGCCCUGUGCAGUUGUGGGUCAGCGACACACCUCCAGCUGGGAGCCGGGUCCGCGCCAUGGCCAUCUACAAGAAGUCACAACACAUGACGGAGGUUGUGAGACGCUGCCCCCACCAUGAGCGCUGCACCGAUGGUGAUGGCCUGGCUCCUCCCCAGCAUCUUAUCCGGGUGGAAGGGAAUUUGAAUGCCGAAUAUCUGGAUGACAAGCAGACUUUCCGCCACAGUGUGGUGGUACCGUAUGAGCCACCCGAGGUCGGCUCUGACUAUACCACCAUCCACUACAAGUACAUGUGUAAUAGCUCCUGCAUGGGGGGCAUGAACCGCAGACCUAUCCUUACCAUCAUCACACUGGAAGACUCCAGUGGGAACCUUCUGGGAAGGGACAGCUUUGAAGUUCGCAUUUGUGCCUGCCCUGGGAGAGACCGUCGUACAGAGGAAGAAAAUUUCCGCAAAAAGGAAGAGCCUUGCCCCGAGCUGCCCCUGGGGAGCGCUAAGAGAGCACUGCCCACUGGCACAAGCGCUUCUCCCCAGCAAAAGAAAAAACGGCUUGAUGGAGAAUAUUUCACCCUUAAGAUCCGCGGGCGUGAACGCUUCGAGAUGUUCCGGGAGCUGAAUGAGGCCUUAGAAUUAAAGGAUGCCCGUGCUGCAGAGGAGUUGGGAGACAGCAGGGCUCAUUCCAGCUACCUGAAGACCAAGAGGGGCCAAUCUUCUUCCCACCAUAAAAAACCAAUGGUCAAGAAAGUGGAGCCUGACUCAGACUGACAACCUCUGCAUCCUGUCCCCCAUCACCACCCUCCCCCUCUCCUUGCCAUUUUAUAACUUUAGGGCUUGACACUGAGAAACAAUCCCGGUGUCUUCUGCUGCCUUUUUUACAUUGUACCUAGGGCUCAGCCCCCUCUGUAAGUACUGGUUCCUGGCCCAGGUUGGGGAAUGGGUUGGUACUUGUCAGGUCUCUGCUGGCCCAGCGAAAUCCUAUCCAGCCAGUUGUUGGACCCUGGCACCUAAAAUGAAAUUUCACCCCACCCCAACCCUGUAAGAUUCUAUCUUGGGCCCUCAUAGGGUCCGUAUCCUCCAGGACCCAUUUUCCUUCCACUCUGCAAAGCCUGUCUGUAUUUAUCUAUCCUCCCACCCCAUCUCCCUCUUUUUUACCCUUUUUAUAUACCAAUUUCCUAUUUUACAAUAAAAUUUUGUUAUCACUUGUA
Mastomys coucha (southern multimammate mouse) is the source of this 1919-nucleotide messenger RNA. It is a transcript of the gene Tp53, whose product is annotated as tumor protein p53. Gene Ontology annotation, cellular component: nucleus. The transcript has 12 exons. Bases 292 to 1479 code for a protein of 395 amino acids. The record is from RefSeq and is a predicted model, not a curated record. Gene Ontology annotation, biological process: protein tetramerization; apoptotic process; regulation of transcription by RNA polymerase II. Lineage: Eukaryota; Metazoa; Chordata; Mammalia; Rodentia; Muridae. Gene Ontology annotation, molecular function: RNA polymerase II cis-regulatory region sequence-specific DNA binding; protein binding; DNA-binding transcription factor activity, RNA polymerase II-specific.